AUGACUACAUUAACUGAUUCAAAUAUAUCAAUUCUUGAUCGUAUUGAUUAUAUAUCAAAUCGUUUAAUUCUUAUGUCAUUAAAUAUUCAUAUAGAAUUAAAUGAUGGUCGUUUUUCUUUCUCACGUUUAAAUGAAAUUCGAAAACAUUCUGAUCUUAGUCUAGUAUCAUCAUCGUUUUCUAAUACAUUAAUUGAUGAAUUACUUGCAUGUAUAGAAUAUUAUUGUCAUCAAAUUAAUGAAUUAACAGAUUUAUUACAUUUAAUUCUUAAAUCAUUAGAAUCGAAUAUGAAUUUUAAUCAAAUUAUUGAUGAUCUAUCGAAAGGUUCUCAAUUAUGUUUAGAUGUUAUUAAAACUUAUCAUUUAGAACGAAUUCAAGCUGUUCAAUCAAUGUUAUCAAGUCCAUUUCGUGAAGAUGCUUGGUAUACAGUAUAUGAAAUUGAUUCAAAUAUAUUUGGUAAAUGUCGAAUAAUUUUAAUACGUUUACGAAUGUAUUUUCUUCUAAUGCAUCAAAUGCUUACAAAUGAUAUUAAUCAUGAAAUAAAACCUAAAAUUCAAACUUCAAGUUUACAUUCAUUAAUAAAUAAUAAUAAAAAACAACAAGAAUCAAAUUUAUCAAUAUCGAAUAAUUUUAAACGUAAAAAAAUUCUAGAUUUCAAAGUGUAA
Rotaria sordida is the source of this 663-nucleotide messenger RNA. The record is from the annotation of a GenBank genome assembly. NCBI's taxonomy places the organism in Eukaryota, Metazoa, Rotifera, Eurotatoria, Philodinida, Philodinidae.